CGUGUCGUAGUUAGUGCGUGAUCCUUCUUAGCUUCGGGAAAACAGUGUAAAUAGUUUUCAUUUUGUAAGCGUUUCUCCGAUUUACUAGCUUCUUAAAUUGUUGAACGAGAAUUUUCUCAAUUUCAUUGUGUCAUAGUGAUUAAAUGCUGAUAUGAAAUCAAGUUAAUGUUAUGUGAUAAUGUGAUGUGAUAAAACUAUUGAAAUGGAGAUUAAUGCAAAUCAAAAGGUGUCCUGCAUUGUGAACUACUCCUAUGAUGCGUCGGAGCCUGAUGAGCUGACUAUCAGGCCAGGCGAUGUGCUCCGGGACGUUGAGAGAUUACCCGGAGGUUGGUGGCGUGGAGAGCUCAGGGGCAGGCGGGGAAUGUUCCCUGAUAAUUUCGUCUCUGUUCUCUCGGAUCAUGCCAAUAACAGGUCAGGGGAGGUACAAGGUCGGUGCAGGGCAUUAUUCAGCUACCAGCCUGCGAAUCCUGAUGAACUGCCCUUGUGUGUCGGGGACGUCCUGGAAGUUCUUGCUGAGGUCGAAGAGGGUUGGUGGCAAGGCCGUCGGCAGGGCCGGAUAGGCGUGUUCCCUUCAAACUUCGUGGAGAUGCUGGAACCUCCGCAACAUCAGCCGCCCUUCGAACCAGCGCCGGCGCUACCACCAAAACCUUUUAAGGAGCUUUGCCGCGUGCUGUUUCCAUACACGGCCGUGAACGAAGACGAGUUGACACUGGCCGAAGGGGACAUAGUGACGAUUAUAUCAAAAGAAGCACCCGACAGAGGAUGGUGGCGAGGCGAGAUCCACGGGCGAGUGGGCCUGUUUCCUGAUAACUUCGUGCAAUUGCUACCACCUAAGGUGAAAUCGGACACAGAAGAAAAGAAACCGGACCGGCCUCCGUCGAAAACCCCGAAUGCGUUAUACCCCAUACUCAACAAGUACUCGGAGAGUACUGCCUCUAUUAAGGAACUCACCACGUCUAGAAUAAGUAUGCACAAAGAAAAUACAGUAAGCAAAGAGAGCAGCACACAAAGUACAGUCACGCACACGAACAAGAGCGAGUCAGAGAAAACGGUCCAUAGUGACACCACGCCCGAUGGAACACUAGAUGGACAGAUAAAGAAACCUCCAGUGCCAUUGAAGAAAAGCCCAACGUUAUCGUCGGGAGUGGGUGGUCUGUUCAGCGGGCUUAAGAGCAAAAUGUUAUCGUCCACAGAAAAAGAGAAAUCUUCAUCGACUACAGUAAGCAGCGGGAGCAGUAGCGGCGGCGAGUGGGACCGGCCGGACGGCGGCGCGGCCAGCAAGGCGGCGGCGGCGGGCGUCCCGCACACGCCCAACACGAACACGUUCGACCACGUCGAGAGGAACUCUAUGCUCAACGACCCGCGCGCGAGGAGAGUAAAAGCACCUCGUCGAAGACCGCCAAGUCAGUCGCUAAGGGACGAUACGCCGCAGCAAAUAGGACUCAGUAAUGGACAUGAAGUUCCAACAGCACCCGAGAAGCCACCGCCCGAGAAAAUGGAAGAGAUCAAGCCUCGCGCGCGCGAGUGGGAGAAACACAAGGCGCCGUGGAUGGAGGAGCUGAAGCUGAACCAGGCCAAGAAGACCAGCUUCGGAGCCGACGGCAAGGCGCGCUCCGGCGGCGGGGACGGGCUGGCGAGCAAGGCUGGUGGCGGCAGUACUGACAGAAUUUUGGACUGCGGUUUAGAAGAAAAGAGGUCAUCGAGUCAUUCAAUGGAGAUGUCAAAGAGCACGUCGUCAAUCAGCAGUAAAAUGUCAAUUUUGGAAAGCUUUGAGGAGAAUAAAGUACGACAUUCCUUGGACUCGAAAAAGGAGACGACGACGCGAGAGGAAACCGGAACACGAACGACGCUACCCACAUUGCCGUCGCCUACCGCUGCAGGGAGAACGUUAGCGGCGAUGUUAGACGAAAUAAAAAAGCCCCCCGCGCCCCAACCGCCCUCGGCCUCCGCGCGAACCAUGGGCGAGUUCGCCGAGAAGUCAGCCUCCAAAAUGGAGAAAACUGAGAAACAUAGUGAAAUCAACUCUAUAUCGAAAACUUCAACCGUCAUUGAAACUCCUUUCAAAAGUACCGAAGUUGAAAAGAUAAGUCCUUUCAAGACUACAGAGGUUGAAAAGAUAGAAAGAGAUAAAACGCCUGAAAGGAUAAAUGUGAAAACGCCAGAAAGAACCAUUGUUAACGAUAAAAGUGCUUCGGCGACUUUGGAAAGGCUGAAGACGAAAUCUGAGAAAAAUGAAGGGUCGGAGGCUUUAAUCGCUCAACUUAAUAGUAGGAUAACAAACUUGGAGAAGCUCAUAGAAGUACAAAACUCCAUGUUCAACGCUGCCAUCGACGAACUCAACACCAAACUAAAGAUCGAGACAGAAAAACGACAAGCAUUACAAUCAGAGAUUGAAAAGUUGGCGCAUUGCGUCACGCAAGUGUAGCCUUUACUGCGAGCGCCACUAGGAUCAAUUCUGCGUGGCCGCAAUUCACAGAGAGAGUACUCCAGCUAUUUGCAGCUUUAGUUUGAUUGUGGUAGUGACGCAUUAUAUUGUGAAGUUCGAGUGUUUUGAAAUAGGAAGGUCCCAAUAAGCCAAUCAUAAUACACCUAAUUUCUGAUUGGUCCGGAAUGUGAAACAUCAGAAGCCCUGUCAGUUACUGUGUAAGUGCAUUAAUUUAUUUAUAGCGUUGUGGCUUUUAUGCCUGUGAAGACUUAUAUUGUUUAUAUUUAUCGCGUGGUAAUAAUUUUUAGGAUCAUUGCAUUACAUUUAGUUUGAGAAGGACCUAAAGCUCGUUUGUAUUUUACAUAAGAUUUAAACUGCAUUUUAUAGCGAUAUUCACGUACUAAUUUUAAGAAGAAUCGUACAAAUAUUUACCACAAUGUAAUGCGUCUCGUUGGUAAAAACGUUACUUUGAUAGCGGAUUGGUUCUAAAAUUUUGUGAGUGCUAUAUUGUAUGAGUUUGCGUGAAUAUUUCGAUAAUUUUAUAGGGAUAAUAAUUUGCUGUGAGAAGUUUUAUCCAAAGUAAUAUUUUGUACAACGAUUAUUAUUCCUUUGAGCAUAGAUUACUUUAAAAUAUAUAUAAAGAGGAAUUUACUUUGGUUGCUUCUGUCUCUUUUGUAUUCUAAGGCAAGCUAUAUAAUUAAUUGUUUAUAUUUUGGGUACCAUAAAGGAGGUUUAUUUUAUCAGCAAAUAGUUGUGUCAUUCUUGUGACAUUGUAACGUAUCUGUGGCACGACCUCGUUGGCUAAAUUACUCAUAUAGUUUUCUAGUUAACCUUGUUAAAUGUCUUAAAAAAUAAACUAUAAUUCAGCUUAGACGGUGCCCUAAAGAUUGAAAAGUUUGUAAUUAUAUAUCAUUUAUACUAUAUAUACACUAAUUUUCGUCUGCUAUCUUUGAGUAAUCAAGCUGCCGUUAUUUUUCAUAUUAUAAUAUAUUGACUAUAAAAGGCUGUCUGUUACGAUUUUAUGGCUAAACAGCUAAACCGAUUAUGAUAUUUUUAUUUCUCGUGGGUGUAGUCAGUAACAGCGGAUAGCAAAAUCAAGUACACACAUAAAAUUUUUAAAAUGAAAGUUUCAAGCUGUGUCGUGAAUUCUUCGUAUCUCAAAUUAAUUUUAAAUUUGUGUAAAUUAUGCCUAAUUGUAUAAGAAUUGUAGGUAAGACACAAUGUUGUAUAUAAAAAUUAAAUUCGUGCCAUUAUGUUUUGCCGCACAUUGUACUAAAUUGUACUUUAAUUCAGGGAAUAUAAUAAAAAAGGGAUAUUAAUUAAUCGAAGUUCCAUUAAAUCGUUGUGAUUAACACAUUCCAUAAUCGCAUAAAGUAUUAUUAAAACAAUUUUAUGUGAAAUAUGUAUUGAUUAUUGGAAUAAUAUAUAACCAAAGUUUGCUUUUGGUGAGUAUGCUGUAUUUUAAUGCCUAUGUUGUAUAAAAUUACAAUCUAUAUUUACUUAAAUCAAGAGCCAUAUUUUAACUAUAUUUAAUAUAUUUUUGUAUUUGUACAGAAAAUUGUUUGUUGUUUAAAAAACGCUGUACCUUUUUGUAAUACAUAUCUAUCGUAUUGAUUUGUAUUGGAUCAGUCAAAUUUAAAACCACCUUUGUAAAGUAAGAUAUUGUAACUAAUUGAUGAAUAAAUAUAAUAUAAUUUGUGACCAUUAUAAUCUGGUUGUGUUUGCCAUCCGAAGGUUUGCAUUAUUGGAAGUUUUAACAUGUUUUAUUACCGGUAAUAAAUAUAUUAAUAUCUUUAUACAUUUUCUUGUCUUUUAUUGGCAAGACUAAAAUGUAUGUCAGCAACACCUUACGAAAAGCUGUAAUGAUGGCGUAUACUACAUUUCCUAAUUUAUUGAUAUUGAUGUAAGAAAAUAAUUAAAUGCCGUAGAAGUGCGUAGAUUUAGCUUACAAUGUGAUAGACGCUGCCUAAUAUAUACAUAAUUGAGAACUUUUAACUCAUCAUUACUAUUUAGAAAAUGCUUUAAAUCAUGCACAAAAUAAGGAGACGUUUAAAUAUUUAUAUAAUCAAUUUAGGAUAAUGCUUUUUCAUAUUCAAAGAAAACGGUCGUUUGAUAAAAUUUUUAUGGAGUUAGUUAUUGAUUGUUUCGUCAUAGAACAAAUUCUGAAUGGACUGGGCAUUAUUACUAAAUCAGGGUGCAUUUAAAAUAAAACACACGGUAUGGUAAUUCUGUGUUAUUUUUGCCAAAAUUGUAAGUAGUUUGUCGCACUUUUAUAUCAAGAAUCUAUGCUUAUUUGUAUAAAUAUGGCUUUAGUUUGGCUUGCCGUCCGGCUCUAAGAAAACAUUAUUGUGAUAUAAACUCUGGUAGCUGUUAGACUUAAUUAAAUUGCAUUUUUUUAGUUAAUGCCUUAUUUUACCAAGCUACGUUCAUAGUUUCCUCCAAAUAAAAUGGGUCAAAUUCAUAUCCCAACACUUAAAAUUGAUCCACAUUACAUGAACAAAAUCAUUUCAAAAUGUCCAGAGGGUCUUUUCCGUUUAGGAAACGUUGAUUGGGCAAAAGUCUUAAUCUGUCAUGUGUGCUUUGCAGCCAGAUUGCGGGCUAGUGUACGUACCUAAUUCCUUAUUAAAUUUAUUUUCUACGAUUUAAGAAGAAUUUUACACUAUUUAAAAAAGGCUCCAGCAACAACCAACUAUUGUAAAUUCUAGAAACUGCAUAAACAAUUAUUUUUUUAGAGUCUGAAUGCCUUUACGGUACGACGCGGUUUGACUAAAUUGCGAUUUUUGUUUUUGGCUAGUACCAAGAUUGUUUCUUAUACUUUCGCGAUAAUAAAUUGGUCGUGUCGGGUCGCAUCUUGUCACAAAUUGAUGAAUCAAUAGUAUAAAUGUAAGAAAUUGAUAGCAUGAUUUCUUAAAUUUUAAUUGAAUUCAUUUUCAUAACCUUUUUUAGAAUGUACCAUAUGUUCACUUUAACUAUUUAAUCCAUGAGUUGUAUUUAAAUAUAUAAUGUCUGUUGUACAUAACUAGUAACAUACCUAGAUGUAUAUUGUACAUAAUACAAGAUUGGUGGAAAGUACAUAGUUAAUAAAAUAAAGGUUUAUAUGAUGAACCAUAGCUUAUAUUGUGCGAUAUAUGACCCAACUUUGAAGUUAUAUUAUUUUGUACUUAAUUUAUUUGUGUACUCACUUCAUACAUUCCUAAGAUUAACAAGCUGAGAUCAUCAUUAUGAAUACAUAAUAAAAUAAAUUUAUGGAUUA
Messenger RNA from Amyelois transitella, 5678 nucleotides. Its product is annotated as SH3 domain-containing kinase-binding protein 1. The coding region runs from base 203 to 2425 and encodes 740 amino acids. The record is from RefSeq and is a predicted model, not a curated record. The transcript is spliced from 15 exons. Lineage: Eukaryota; Metazoa; Arthropoda; Insecta; Lepidoptera; Pyralidae. Gene Ontology annotation, molecular function: protein binding.